Dovyalis caffra is the source of this 255-nucleotide messenger RNA. Lineage: Eukaryota; Viridiplantae; Streptophyta; Magnoliopsida; Malpighiales; Salicaceae. The record is from the annotation of a GenBank genome assembly.
AUGGCUAAUUCAACUGUCUUACGAGUUUCAAUGCUGAUCCUGAUCAUUUUAUCCGCAAAUGUAAUUAAUUUGGAAGCAGUAAGUUAUCGUGGGCUCGAGUCUAUGCCUAAAAGGAUUGAUAGCAGCUCUCUCUUACAGAAAUUAAGCUAUGAUAUGUCAAAAAGGAAUGUGACAGCUGCAUCACCUUCAAGACUUUCACCAGGAGGGCCAGAUCCUGAACAUCACUUGUCUCAACCAUCGUCAGCAAUGCCUUAG